AUGCCACCGAAGACGGAACCAAGAAAAUGGAAGCCUCCCAAGGGCCCAAAAAAUACACCUCACAAAAACAAGAAUACCAUUGGUUUGGGAAGAAGCAUCAAGAAUUUCAAAAACCAGGAAAAUAAAGUGUACUAUCUGCCUGACGGAGAAAUGCGGUUCACCACAGACAAACAUGAAGAUGACUGGGUCAAACUACGUUCGGUCACACAAGAAAAUGCUCUUGAUGAAUUCUUGAAUACAGCAGCUUUGGCAGACAAAGACUUUUCUGCUGAGAGAUCUACAGGAAUCAAAAUUGUAAGUGUCAAUAAUCAGACUGUGGAUAGUGGCAACUACAAUCCUUAUUUGCUUACUACCGAGGAAGAAAUUAAAAAGUUUCAUGUUCAAAGAGAGCAUAUUUCCGAGUUGCGGGUGCCGAGACGUCCUAGAUGGGAUAAAUCGAUGACCAAGCAUGAGCUCGAAAGAUUGGAAAGCGAAGCUUUUCUUGAGUGGCGGCGUAACCUUGCCCUGUUGCAGCAAAAUCAUGAUCUAUUGCUUACGCCAUUCGAGAGAAAUAUCUUGGUUUGGAAACAACUGUGGAGAGUGGUAGAAAGGUCCGAUUUGGUUGUUCAGAUCGUGGAUGCAAGAAAUCCCCUGCUUUUCCGUUCUGAAGACCUGGAAAAUUACGUUAAGGAAACUAAUCCUUUAAAACGAAAUUUGUUGUUGGUCAACAAAGCUGAUCUACUAACUUAUGGCCAAAGGUUGGAGUGGGCUCGUUAUUUCAAAGCACAUAAUAUCAAGUACACAUUUUUCAGUGCAUACCUCGCAAACGAGGAUCUUCAGAGAGAAAAGGAAAAACUUGAGCAACGACAAAUAGAAAUAGAGCAGGAAAUUGAGGUUCGCGAUAAUGUGCUUUCUGAAGAAUUGGAUUCGGACCUGUCCGGUGAAUCCGAUUUGGAUGACGAAGAAAAACAAGAAAUGGAGACACUCAAACAAGAAUUGAAAUCGAUGGAGGAAAAAUUACAAGGAUACAGCUUACAAAACUCCACAGAGGCUGGAGAUGAGGAAGAUACAAACGAGAUGACACGAAUCAUAACGGUACAGGAGUUGGAAGAUCUGUGUCUCAGAGUUGCUCCGGAACCAUUGACUGAGCCGCCUGAAGGUCAACCUAGACGCCUUCAAAUUGGGUUAGUUGGGUACCCUAACGUAGGUAAGUCGUCGACUAUCAAUGCUUUGGUAGGCUCUAAACGAGUGUCGGUGUCUUCGACCCCCGGGAAAACAAAGCAUUUCCAAACGAUUUUGCUUUCUGACAAAGUAAUCCUAUGUGAUUGUCCAGGUUUAGUUUUCCCUAACUUUGCAUACACCAAUGCAGAUCUGGUUUGCAAUGGUAUACUUCCUAUAGAUCAACUUCGUGAGUACACAGGGCCUAUGCAGCUGGUUGCCAAACGAAUUCCGAAGUAUUUCCUAGAAGCUGUUUACGGUAUCACCAUUGACACCCUACCUAUUGAGGAGGGAGGAACGGGAAUACCAAAUGCUCAUGAGGUCCUGAAUGCUUUUGCCAGAGCGAGGGGAUUCAUGACGCAAGGAUAUGGUUCAGCUGAUGAAAGUCGCGCAGCAAGAUAUAUUCUUAAAGAUUAUGCCUCAGGGAAGCUCUUAUUUGUUGAGCCUCCCCCAAAUGAAGAUGGUUCGAGAAAGGACGAUGAAAGUUCACGAAAAUUCAAUGAAGGCUUAUACACUGUUUACAAUUUACCCGAGCAAAGAAGACAACAAAUCCUGAAUGCCAUGAAAGAUAAGAACAUUGAUUUCCAAGAUUUUAAUUUGGCCACAGAUUUGCACAAAUUAACGUUCUCUUCACACCUCUCUGCUAAUGAUGCAAUAACUGGAAACAAGCAUGCUCGUACUCAUGGCGGUAAGCAAGCUGCUUUGGUCAGCUCUGCUGCCGAACUCGACAAUGAAUUUUUCAAAAUGAAUGAGGUGAAAGGAAGUUUUCAGUCACCAUUUCACACCAAGGACGGAAGUCUCAGAGGUGAUAAGAAACACAACAAGGCUAACAAAAAAAAGGCUAAGAAACUUCGAAAAGCGACAGUCGCUGCGUAA
Molecule: messenger RNA, 2073 nt
Organism: Ogataea parapolymorpha DL-1
Lineage: Eukaryota; Fungi; Ascomycota; Pichiomycetes; Pichiales; Pichiaceae
Product: putative GTPase involved in 60S ribosomal subunit biogenesis
Exons: 1
Coding region: 1-2073 (690 amino acids)
Biological process (GO): ribosomal subunit export from nucleus
Cellular component (GO): cytosol
Molecular function (GO): GTP binding; GTPase activity
Source: RefSeq, a predicted model, not a curated record